UUGAGCUUUGAUUUGAUCCAAGCUAACCCACCAGCCAUGGCGGAGGUUGUACAGCUCCACCACCUCAUCUUGCUUCUGCCGCUGUUCAUCCUCCCCUUCCUCCUCCUCCGUUCGUCGCGCCGCCGGCGUGGCGCCUGCGGCCGGCUACCACCGUCGCCAUGGGCACUCCCGGUGAUCGGCCACCUCCACCACCUAGCCGGGGCGCUCCCGCACCGCGCCAUGCGCGACAUUGCGCGGCGCCACGGCCCACUCGUGCUGCUCCGGCUCGGCGAGCUCCCCGUCGUCGUCGCCUCCUCCGCGGACGCCGCGCGCGACGUCAUGAAGACGCACGACCUCGCCUUCGCGACGCGCCCCAUCACCCGCAUGAUGCGCCUCGUCUUCCCCGAGGGCUCCGAGGGGAUCAUCUUCUCGCCCUACGGCGAGACGUGGAGGCAGCUCCGCAAGAUCUGCACCGUCGAGCUGCUCAGCGCCAGGCGCGUCAAUUCCUUCCGGUCCGUCCGCGAGGAGGAGGUCAACCGGCUGCUCCGGGCGGUGGCGGCGGCCGCGGCGUCGGCAACCUCGCCGGCGAAGACGGUGAACCUCAGCGAGCUGAUGUCGGCCUACGCCGCCGACUCGUCUGUGCGCGCCAUGAUCGGGAGGCGGUGCAAGGACCGGGACAAGUUCUUGGCGAUGCUCGAGCGAGGGAUCAAGCUGUUCGUGACGCCGAGCUUGCCGGACCUGUACCCGUCGUCGCGCCUCGCCAUGGUCGUCAGCAGGAUGCCUCGCCGGAUGAGGCGGCACCGCGAGGAGGUGUUCGCGUUCUUGGACGCCAUUAUCGCGGAGCACCAAGAAAACAGAGCCUCCGGGGAAGAUGAGGAGGACUUGCUCGACGUGCUCCUGAGGAUCCAGAGAGAAGGUUGCAUGGAGUCCACUGUUAUCCACCGAAUCCAUCAGGACAACAAUUGGAGGAAGUACUCCCAUGAACACACAAAUAACUCAAAAAAAAGUACAAUCGUAAUUUCACGCGAAUAGCAAAUAUCAUCGCCAUCUAU
Molecule: messenger RNA, 1031 nt
Organism: Oryza sativa Japonica Group (Japanese rice)
Lineage: Eukaryota; Viridiplantae; Streptophyta; Magnoliopsida; Poales; Poaceae
Product: desmethyl-deoxy-podophyllotoxin synthase
Molecular function (GO): monooxygenase activity; oxidoreductase activity, acting on paired donors, with incorporation or reduction of molecular oxygen; iron ion binding
Source: RefSeq, a predicted model, not a curated record